Suillus clintonianus is the source of this 1032-nucleotide messenger RNA. RefSeq lists its product as uncharacterized. The record is from RefSeq and is a predicted model, not a curated record. The transcript is spliced from 6 exons. NCBI's taxonomy places the organism in Eukaryota, Fungi, Basidiomycota, Agaricomycetes, Boletales, Suillaceae. The coding region runs from base 81 to 626 and encodes 181 amino acids.
CUCGAACCAUGCUGAUCCAGGUCAUUUCCCAUUGUUCGCAGUAUGUUGUGAGUUUCUUGAUCCUCCUUUGAGCUCGAGCCAUGCUGAUCCGAGCUGUCUCGAGCCAUGCUUUACUGAAAACAUCGCCCACCCGUUCACAGGAUCAUGUGAGUGUGUUCUUCUGCAGUCGAGCUCGAGCCUUGCUCACUUGUGACAUUGCUCGCUCACUCACAGGCUUUCAGUGUUUUAAUCCUCCGUGGAGCCAGCUUGGUUCUGGUGAAUCUUCAGGCCGCAUUGCAGUGAAUAUGCUGAUUUUCAAUCAUUUAGCUGCUGUCAUUAUUUUCGAACACUCUUUCUACUUUUUGACCAGCGACGCCAUCCUAAGGACCAGCAAGAAUCUGUUCCCUCUUUUCAUGUCGCUCUCGAGCGGUAUAUGGCGUCUCCGCAUGCAAUUACUGUCAGUUUCAACAAGAAAAGUCUUCAUAUCAAGUCUUCCUUGUUUCAACCAAGGCUGGUGGACUUGGUAUAAAUCUUACAAAAGCAUCAACCGUCAUCAUGUGCGACUCUUCCUGCUCGUCUCUCUCCCUGGUUCUCCUGCUCGUUUGCUUCCCUCCUCCUACUCUCGUCCAUCGUCCGUGCUUGUCUGAGCCACGUCAGCAGUUGCUGACGUGCACUGGGCGUUUGCGCAUGGUGUUGGGAACGGUUUGGUGGACGUGGUGGGCAUCGUCGACGCAACAUCUCAAUAUUGCAGUCGAACCCGGUUCGAACGCGAACCGGACCUCCCGAACGCGUUCAGAGGCGUUCGGUCCAGAGUUCGACCAACAGCUGAACCUGAACCUAGCUUUCGGUUCGGCGCGGACUUCGGCAGCACUACGAGUCCCACACCCCCAGGUCAGUCUACAGUAAUCUAACUUUGUCUUUGCGUGUAGUACUUCGUUCAGCGAACUAGGUGUAGAAAAGAGCGUACCACGCAAACGCAGUCUCACAAAUACUGCUCCUCCACCCACCCACCAUACUCACGCAAACUCCCAUUCCUACGGGGAACACACCCAA